AUGGAACGGCAGGUGGAGCAUAUUCUCAACUUUAAGGGCUCAAUGAAAGGGAAAAGAGUGAUCAAUCGGGAUAGGGUCUCCGGAGCACAGCUAGUGUACAAGGACUACUUUGGUCCAGACCCAACUUUCACAGAUGAUCCAUGGUUUCGUUGUCGUUUCUGUAUGCGCAAACCAUUGUUUUUGCGUGCUGUGGAGGGAGUGAAAGCACACGACUACUACUUCCAGCUCACAAGGGAUUGUUGCGGCCAUCUUUCUUCCUCCGCUAAGCAGAAAUGCACAACUACUCUGAGGAUGCUUACACUUGGUACUGUCGUCGAUGCCAUUGGUGAGAUGGUCCGGAUGGGGGAGAGCAUAUGCCUGAAGACUACUGCCAGGUUUGCCCGCGCCGUGCAGGUGUUUGGAGCUGAGUGUCUAAAGGAACCAAAUGUGCAGGACAUAGAAAAGUUGUUGGCUAUUGGAGAGGCAAGAGGAUUUCGAGGAGUACUUGGAUCAAUUGAUUGCAUGUAUUGGCAAUGGAAGAACUGA
Molecule: messenger RNA, 525 nt
Organism: Aegilops tauschii subsp. strangulata
Lineage: Eukaryota; Viridiplantae; Streptophyta; Magnoliopsida; Poales; Poaceae
Source: RefSeq, a predicted model, not a curated record